UCCUUCUCCUUUGCUUUCUUCUCUAUCUCAUCUCUUGUCGUCCUUAUCCGUAUGUAUCCACCUACGCACAGAUUAAAUUAAAAAUCCCCACCCCGACAUUCUCCCUCCCUUCUUAUAUUGUUAUAACCUCAGCACUGCAGCCUGGCAUGGUAGCCUUGCUCCUAGGGUAAGGUAAGGUUAGGUUAGGUAUUCCCCUCCCCUCCCCUCCCCUCCAAUCCAACAAAAAUACGGCUCUGCUAUUCUCAGGUAUGGCUGGAAAAUUCAAGAAAUGCCUGACGAUGUGCUGCACCAGGAAGCCUACGGUGGAGCAAAUGGGGAAGGACUCAUGCGAGGAAGCCAUUGCUAGGCUCCAGAAACUUCUAAGUGAGAAAGGAGAGCUGAAGGCGGUUGCCGCCGCAAAGGUGAAGCAGCUGACUGAGGAAUUGGCGGGGACGGCUGAGAAGGGGGCAGGCAUUGAGCGUGACCCGGUUGAGAGGAUCCGAUCCGGCUUUGACCACUUCAAAAAGGAGAAAUACCUGAAGGAUCCAGAUUUGUAUUCAAAGCUGGCCAAAGGUCAAAGUCCAAAGUACUUGGUAUUUGCGUGUUCGGAUUCUCGAGUAUGCCCUUCCCACAUCCUGAAUUUCCAACCAGGGGAGGCCUUUAUGGUCCGAAAUAUUGCCAACAUGGUUCCCCCUUUCGACAAGACAAAAUAUUCGGGAGUGGGGGCUGCCAUUGAAUAUGCAGUUUUGCAUUUGAAGGUCGAAAAUAUACUGGUUAUCGGACAUAGUUGCUGUGGAGGCAUAAAGGGACUCAUGUCCAUUCCUGAUGAUGGCUCCACUCAAAGUGAAUUCAUACAAGAUUGGGUCACCAUAUGCAAGGCUGCUAAGGCCAAAAUCCAAACAGAAUGCAAGCAUUUGGAUGUCAAUGAGCAGUGCACCCUUCUAGAAAAGGAAGCUGUGAACGUAUCACUAGGGAACUUGCUAACUUACCCAUUUGUGAGGGAAGCUGUGGCACUGAAGAAAACACUAGCCUUAAGGGGAGGACACUAUGAUUUUGUGAAGGGCUCAUUUGAGCAUUGGGAUCUUGAUUCGAAGACGCCAUCUCCCCUUCUGUCACUAUGAGCUGAUCGAUGGGCUAUUUUGUGCUUUCAGGUAUCCACCAUAUCACCAAGCAAGAAGAUUGACUGAUCGAUUAUUUGUGCUGCUGCUGGUACAGCUAGCUGCACCUAAACUAAAAAUCAUGUCUGAUUUAUAAAUCUGUAAAUUUAUUGCAGUUGUAUAAGUAGAUCACACUACUGUCUUUUCCUGCUCUGCAUUGCUCUUUACUUACA
This is a messenger RNA of Andrographis paniculata, 1309 nucleotides long. Its product is annotated as carbonic anhydrase 2-like. The transcript has 10 exons. NCBI's taxonomy places the organism in Eukaryota, Viridiplantae, Streptophyta, Magnoliopsida, Lamiales, Acanthaceae. Gene Ontology annotation, biological process: carbon utilization. Bases 249 to 1100 code for a protein of 283 amino acids. Gene Ontology annotation, molecular function: zinc ion binding; carbonate dehydratase activity. The record is from RefSeq and is a predicted model, not a curated record.